CCGUAUAGAUCUCCCUGCCCUUGGACUUCGCUGGAGUUAGAUUGCCCAUUUAACCUUUGAGGCUUGCGGGGAGCGAAGGUUGUUUUUAACCCCACAAACACAUUCCAGGUGCUAGUCAAGCCACGCCCUCCCCCAUGCCCUUGAAAUGCUGGGAUCGAGGCUGCCCCCUGGUGGUCAUGUGACACUGGCGUCCAGCGUAUCCUCUCUAGGCAACCGUCUUAGAGACCGACAUCACUGGCAGCAACAUGAACGUGAUCUACCCACUGGCGGUGCCUAAGGGACGCCGGCUCUGCUGUGAGAUUUGCGAAGCUCCAGCCGAGCGGGUGUGCGCGGACUGUACAGUCACUUAUUACUGUAGUGCGGUUCAUCAAAGAGCUGACUGGGGCAGCAUCCAUGAGAAGAUCUGUCAGCUCCUGAUCCCGCUGCGCACUUCCAUGCCCUUCUACAAUUCAGAGGAAGAACGGCAGCAUGGCCUCCAGCAGCUGCAGCAGCGGCAGGUAGGGCGUCUGGGGCGGAUCGUCCAGGCUGAGGAAUAUCUAGCCGAAGCCCAGUGGACCGUCCUCAAAUCAACUGAAUGUUCUUAUGCCACCAACUCUUUAUUGCAUCGAAACCUGGGACUUCUCUGUAUGGCUAAGGAAAACCAUGAGGAAGCCCGUUAUCACCUGGCCAAUGAUAUUUAUUUUUCCAGUUGUGCAUUUGGAACAGAGGACAUCAGGACCUCAGGAGGCUACUUCCAUCUGGCUAAUAUCUUCUAUGGCCUUAAUAAGUUGGAGCUGGCAGACACGCUAUACACCAAGGUCUCUGAGAUCUGGAAUAAAUAUUUGAACAAUCACUAUCAAGUCCUCUCACAGGCUUGCAUCCAACAAAUAGAUUUGCUGGGCAAACAAUUUGAGACUGACACCGGCUUGGAUGAGGCCCAGGAAGCAGAAGCCAUCCACAUCCUGACUACAAUCUUGAACAUUCGGGAAUCUACAGCUGACAAGGACCCUCAAAAAACUGUCUUUGUCCUGAAAACCCUGGUCAUGCUUUACCACCUGAUGAUGAACCCUUCAAAGGCACAAGAAUAUGCCACGAGAGCCUUCAAUCUAGCCCAAGAACAACAGCUCAGCGUCCAUGAACAAAACGCCAUUCAAGAAUUACUAAGUCUCAUCUCAGGUGAAGAAGCUCAUUCCAUUAUGUAGUGACCUGUGAGUUCUGCUUCGGGGCCCAUUCAAGGGGCUAGUGACUGUCUGAUAUAUUCCAGCCUUGCCCAACUGCUUUGAGGUACUAGGAAUCGCUCAAGUUCCCACCCUCUUCCCCUGUGACUGUACGUGUCGCUGUGUUUUUAUUUUUGUGCAGCACAUGUGAUGGAAUAUAGAACUUUAGGCAUAAAAAUCAGUAAAACCUGUUUGUCGUGACCUUUGCACUUGGCUGAUAACUUUGUAUGACUUUGAGUAAUGUGCUGUCAGCUCACAAAUAUGGCAUUUGUAAUUAAAUUGCAAAUAGUUUAUCAUAUUUGCCAGAAGUUUCCCAGUGCCUGUUUCAUAGAUAGCUCUUUGCCAAAAAAUGGGGGUAGGGAAUAGAGCUAUAGGGGAGCAAAGCUUCCCUAUUCUACUGUAAUUAAAUCAGCAUUAAUUUGAUGUAGAUUGUGAUUAAAAUGUCCAUUAUAAUUCCUAGAGCAAUCACUAAGAAAAUUACUCUAAAAAUAGUUAAAAAUCAACAAAGGAAUUAAAAUGGUAUACUGGAAAAGAUCCAUUUAAUGCAAAAGAAAGCAGUAAUGGAGGAGUAGAGGGACAAAAAGGACAUGAGAUAUAUAGAAAACAAAUAGCCAAAUGCAGACAUAAAUCAUAGACAGGUCUUUGCCAGAGAAGACCCCUGAGAGGGGGUCUUCUUUGCCAGAGAGGACCUCGCAGGAAGCCCCAAUAUGCGAUGGCUGAGCUACCAUUCCAGGUUGGUAUCUUUCUCUUAGACAAUGAUUUGAAGCAGAUGUGAGCCAUCUAGGGGAGAAGCACUCGGAAAGGCCCCCUAUGAUGUAGGGGACAGGGUGCAGGCCUUGGAGUUAGAUAUGCCUGGGUUCAAAUCCAGCUUUCUCACUUAACAGCUUUGUGACCUUGAUCCCUCCAUAACCUCAUUAUUAUUGUUGUAAAUGGCCCAGAUGUGGCAAUGGCUGUAUCAGCUUGUCUCGUAGACGGCUGUGGUCGUUUACCAUAUCCUUUUUUCCCCCCUCCAGACCUGCUAUUCUUCCUGGGUAGAUCUGUCGGAGAGUUUUAUGUUCCUCACUGUAAAUUAAUUCACUGAGACAUGUGUAAUAAAAAUAGGUCAGAUGGGCCACCCUGCCCCAUCAGGUCUAGGUAAAAUCUGCUGGGAACCCCAUUCCAUACCUUUGGGCAUUCUUGUGCUUCUCCAAGAUACCUAUGAAGUGUCAGGGCCUUACUUUUCUAGUAGCUGUCUCUCCAAUUUUUUUGCAUUCUCACUUCCCCUUGCUCAUCCUGUAGUUAUUUUUUCAUCUCUUUAGAGACAUAAUCCCUUCUUCUUGAUUCUCACUCCCUAAUUUCAAAUAUGAAUUAGCUCUUGCAAACAGACGUUUCGUGAAGAUUGAGGAGGGGUUCUGAGGAAGAGAAUCAACAACUCUUAGCAGAUAACUUAAAAGAAACUAUUAGAACUUCUCUAUUCUAAAAAAGCCCUUUCAUUAAAUUCUAGUUCUCUCCUUUGCCACAUUCAUUGUCCCUUUCUCUUUUCCCCCCUCUGUUAUCUAUUCUCUGUUCUUCUACCCCUGAAUUUUAAUCCAUGAAUCCUUCCCCAUUGAGUAUAUUUAUAAAAUUAUUGUUUAAAUUAAAUUGUUUACAUUUAUUAUUCCUAUUGACUGAUUUUCCUCUUGAUUAUGGGCCAUGUUUUUCUGCUUUUCAACAUGUCUUAGGGAUUUAAUUUACAGUCUUUCUGCUUUUCUAACACUUGCAUCUAAGGCUAUAAAUUUUCCUCUAAAUACUCUUUAGUUGAUACCAC
This is a messenger RNA of Hipposideros armiger (great roundleaf bat), 2982 nucleotides long. RefSeq names its product zinc finger MYND-type containing 12 (gene ZMYND12). Gene Ontology annotation, molecular function: protein binding. The record is from RefSeq and is a predicted model, not a curated record. Bases 246 to 1181 code for a protein of 311 amino acids. The transcript has 7 exons. Lineage: Eukaryota; Metazoa; Chordata; Mammalia; Chiroptera; Hipposideridae.